AUGUUCUCCCGAGCCCUGGGCGUCGUGUGUCUAGCCCUCUGGGCCAAGGUUGCCAACGCCGCCUUCGGACUAACCACCAACAGCGGCUCGUAUGUUGUGAACGCCGGAUCGUCGAACCCGCUCUACUUCACCGUUUCCCGUACCAGUUGCGACAUUACCUCCAUCAACUACUAUGGGUCUGAGCUGCAGUAUCAGUCCACUGGGUCGCAUAUUGGUUCUGGACUUGGGUCUGCGACUGUGACAGCGACACAGAGUGGGGAUUAUAUCAAGGUUACCUGCGAGACGGAUACGCUUACUCACUACUAUGUUGUUCAUAGUGGGGACCCGAUUAUCUAUAUGGCUACUUAUACCACUGCUGAACCCUCGAUCGGCGAGCUGCGAUAUAUCGCACGACUGAAUGCCGACCUGCUGCCGAAUGAAGAGCCAUUCGGAGAUGUCUCGAACAUUGAUGGGGGAACUGCUAUCGAAGGAUCCGAUGUGUAUCUUGUCGACGGCGAGACGCGCAGCAAGUUCUACUCCAGCGAGCGAUUCAUCGACGACCAGAGGCACUGUGUAUCCGGCAGCGCCCACCGCGUCUGCAUGAUAAUUCCUCAAUACGAAACCUCAGCCGGCGGCCCCUUCCACCGCGACAUUAACACCAAUAACGUCGGCUCCUACACCGGUCUCUACUGGUACAUGAACUCGGGCCAUGUCCAAACCGAAUCCUACCGCCAAGGCCUUCACGGCCCAUACAUGAUGUACUUCAGCCGCAGCGGCACACCAGGAACCAACAUCGACACCUCUUUCUUCGCUGACCUCGACAUCAAAGGCUACGUCGCGACCUCGGGACGAGGCUACGUUUCAGGCACCGCAUCGGGCGCAGACUCAUCCUUCGAAUGGGUGGUGCACUGGUACAAUGACGCGGCGCAGUACUGGACCUACACCUCGUCCAGCGGGAGCUUUACCUCCCCCGCUAUGAAGCCAGGUACUUAUACGAUGGUCUACUACCAGGGCGAGUACGCGGUUGCCACGUCCACGGUUACUGUUACCGCGGGUUCGACGACGUCGAAGAGUAUCUCUGGUAGCGUGAAGACGGGGACGACGAUCUUCAGGAUUGGGGAGUGGGAUGGGCAACCAACCGGCUUCCUCAACGCCGCAAACCAACUCCGCAUGCAUCCCUCCGACAGCCGCAUGUCCUCCUGGAGUCCCGGUACAUUCACAGUCGGUAGCUCGAGCACCUCGCAGUUCCCCAUGGCAAUUUUCAAGUCCGUCAACUCUCCCAUUACGAUUAAGUUCACCGCGACCUCUUCGCAGACUGGCGCCGCAACUUUAAGAAUUGGAACGACGCUUUCGUUUGCGGGUGGUCGACCGCAGGCAAAGAUCAAUAGUUAUACCGGAAGUACCCCGUCCGCGCCUACGAACCUGAAUUCUCGUGGCGUCACCCGCGGUGCGUAUCGUGGCCUUGGGGAGGUUUAUGACGUUUCUAUCCCUAGUGGAACUAUUGUUGCCGGGACGAACACGAUUACGAUCUCGGUAGUUUCUGGUAGCUCUGGGGAUACUUAUCUGAGCCCCAACUUCAUCUUCGACUGCGUUGAGCUUUUCCAAUGA
Messenger RNA from Penicillium argentinense, 1587 nucleotides. It is a transcript of the gene rglA, whose product is annotated as putative rhamnogalacturonase B. Gene Ontology annotation, molecular function: carbohydrate binding; carbon-oxygen lyase activity, acting on polysaccharides. Lineage: Eukaryota; Fungi; Ascomycota; Eurotiomycetes; Eurotiales; Aspergillaceae. Bases 1 to 1587 code for a protein of 528 amino acids. The record is from RefSeq and is a predicted model, not a curated record. Gene Ontology annotation, biological process: pectin catabolic process. The transcript has 11 exons.